This is a messenger RNA of Ochotona curzoniae (black-lipped pika), 5773 nucleotides long. It is a transcript of the gene MAST2, whose product is annotated as microtubule associated serine/threonine kinase 2. Gene Ontology annotation, cellular component: microtubule cytoskeleton. Gene Ontology annotation, molecular function: ATP binding; magnesium ion binding; microtubule binding. The record is from RefSeq and is a predicted model, not a curated record. NCBI's taxonomy places the organism in Eukaryota, Metazoa, Chordata, Mammalia, Lagomorpha, Ochotonidae. The transcript has 31 exons. Gene Ontology annotation, biological process: intracellular signal transduction; peptidyl-serine phosphorylation. Bases 199 to 5730 code for a protein of 1843 amino acids.
GUGAGGAGCGCCGGGGAGGUCACGGCGGCUGAGUGCCCACAGAAAGCGCAGAGGCGCAGCGGGUUGGGGUCAGUGGCUUCGGGCGCCCGUCGGGCCAUGGUGGCCGCGGGCGGUGGUUGGCGCGGCAGCGCUGCGGCCCGGGACUGUGUGAGGCCGGGACAGUCGUGGCGCUGACGCCCGCAGGGCCCAGCCGCAGAUAUGAAGCGGAGUCGCUGCCGCGACCGGCCGCAGCCGCCGCCACUGCCCGCCCGCCGGGAGGAUGGGGCUCAGCGGGCGGUGGAGCUGCCUCAGCCCCAGCCCCUGUCCCCGCGCCGGCGAGCGCCGCCCGGGAGGCAGCGGCUGGAGGAGCGCACCGGGCCCCGGGGACCCGACGGCAAGGAGCAGGAUGUGGUAACUGGACUUAGCCCCCUGCUAUUCAGGAAGCUGAGUAAUCCUGACAUAUUUUCAUCAACUGGAAAAGCCAAACUUCAACGACAGCUUAGUCAGGACGACUGCAAAUUACGGAGAGGGAGCCUGGCCAGCUCUCUGUCAGGUAAGCAGCUGCUGCCCUUGUCCAGCAGUGUACAUAGCAGCGUGGGACAGGUGACUUGGCAGUCUUCAGGAGAAGCAUCAAACCUGGUCCGAAUGAGAAACCAGUCCCUGGGGCAGUCUGCACCUUCUCUAACUGCUGGUUUGAAAGAAUUAAGCCUUCCAAGAAGAGGCAGCUUAAUCUCUACUCUUUACAGAGGAGCUGAAGUAAACCAUCACCCGUUUUCACCUGCAUCGACUGCCACUCUCUCUCUCACCAAAGUCCCAUUUAGUGCUGACUGUGUGCUGGCCACAUCUCCUCUUGUCUUUUUCCUGAGCCCACAAGCCCACAGCAGCCCUGGCAGUCCCUGUUCGAGCCAUCCACUGCAGUGGAGUUGUCGGACAAGUAACCGCAAGAGCUUAAUUGUGACCUCUAGCACAUCACCUACACUACCCCGGCCACACUCACCACUUCACGGCCACACAGGUAACAGUCCUCUGGACAGCCCCCGAAAUUUCUCUCCAAAUGCACCCGCUCACUUUUCGUUUGUUCCUGCCCGUAGCCAUGGCCACAGAGCAGACAGGACUGAUGGACGGCGCUGGUCUUUGGCCUCCUUGCCUUCUUCAGGCUAUGGAACUAACACUCCUAGCUCCACUGUCUCUUCAUCAUGCUCCUCACAGGAAAAGCUGCAUCAGUUGCCUUUCCAGCCUACAGCUGAUGAGCUGCAUUUUCUGACGAAGCAUUUCAGCACCGAGAGUGUCCCCGAUGAGGAGGGACGGCAGUCCCCAGCCAUGCGGCCUCGCUCCCGCAGCCUCAGUCCUGGACGAUCCCCAGUUUCCUUUGACAGUGAAAUAAUAAUGAUGAAUCAUGUGUACAAAGAAAGAUUCCCUAAGGCCACUGCACAAAUGGAAGAACGGCUGGCAGAGUUCAUUGCCUCCAACACUCCAGACAGCGUGCUGCCCCUAGCAGACGGAGCCCUGAGCUUCAUUCACCACCAGGUGAUUGAGAUGGCCCGAGACUGCUUGGAUAAAUCUCGGAAUGGCCUCAUUACGUCACACUACUUCUACGAACUUCAGGAGAAUUUGGAGAAGCUGCUGCAAGAUGCUCACGAACGCUCAGAGAGUUCGGAGGUGGCUUUUGUGAUGCAGCUAGUGAAAAAGCUGAUGAUUAUCAUCGCCCGGCCUGCCCGCCUCCUGGAAUGCUUGGAGUUUGACCCUGAGGAGUUCUACCACCUGUUGGAAGCAGCUGAGGGCCACGCCAAAGAGGGACAUGGGAUUAAAUGUGACAUUCCCCGCUACAUCAUUAGUCAACUGGGCCUCACACGGGAUCCUCUCGAGGAAAUGGUUCAUCUGAGCAGCUAUGACAGUCCUGACACUCCGGAAACAGAUGAUUCCAUCGAGGGUCGAGGAGCAUCUCUGCCGUCUAAAAAGACCCCCUCAGAGGAGGACUUCGAAACCAUCAAGCUCAUCAGUAAUGGCGCCUAUGGGGCUGUGUUCCUGGUGCGCCACAAGUCCACACGGCAGCGCUUCGCCAUGAAGAAGAUCAACAAACAAAACCUGAUCCUGCGCAACCAGAUCCAGCAGGCCUUUGUGGAACGCGACAUACUGACUUUCGCAGAGAACCCCUUUGUGGUCAGCAUGUUCUGCUCCUUUGAGACCAAGCGCCACUUGUGCAUGGUGAUGGAGUAUGUAGAAGGAGGAGACUGUGCGACGCUGCUAAAGAACAUCGGGGCCUUGCCUGUGGACAUGGUGCGUCUGUACUUCGCAGAAACUGUGCUGGCUCUGGAGUACCUGCACAACUAUGGCAUUGUGCAUCGUGACCUCAAGCCUGACAAUCUCCUGAUUACAUCCAUGGGCCACAUCAAGCUCACCGACUUUGGACUUUCUAAAAUUGGCCUCAUGAGUCUGACAACAAACUUGUACGAGGGCCACAUCGAAAAGGAUGCCCGGGAGUUCCUGGACAAGCAGGUGUGCGGGACCCCAGAGUACAUAGCGCCUGAGGUGAUCCUGCGGCAGGGCUAUGGGAAGCCCGUGGACUGGUGGGCCAUGGGCAUCAUCCUGUACGAGUUCCUGGUGGGCUGCGUCCCUUUCUUUGGAGACACGCCAGAGGAGCUGUUUGGGCAGGUGAUCAGUGAUGAGAUUGUGUGGCCCGAGGGUGACGAUGCAUUGCCCCCAGAUGCCCAGGACCUCACCUCCAAAUUGCUGCACCAGAACCCUCUGGAGAGACUGGGCACAGGGAGUGCCUGCGAGGUGAAACAACACCCGUUCUUCACGGGGCUGGACUGGACAGGCCUUCUUAGGCAGAAGGCUGAAUUCAUCCCUCAACUGGAGUCGGAGGACGACACCAGCUACUUUGAUACACGCUCGGAGCGGUACCACCACGUGGAUUCUGAGGACGAGGAGGAAGUGAGUGAGGAUGGCUGCUUAGAGAUCCGCCAGUUCUCCUCCUGCUCCCCAAGGUUCAACAAGGUGUACAGCAGCAUGGAGCGGCUCUCACUGCUUGAGGAGCGCCGGACGCCACCCCCAACCAAGCGCAGCCUGAGCGAGGAGAAGGAGGACCGCUCAGACAGCCUGGCAGGGCUCAAGGGCCGGGACCGGAGCUGGAUCAUUGGCUCCCCUGAGAUAUUGCGGAAACGGCUCUCAGUGUCUGAGUCCUCGCACACGGAGAGUGACUCCAGUCCUCCCAUGACGGUGCGGCGCCGCUGCUCAGGCCUGCUGGAUGUGCCUCGCUUCCCUGAGGGGCCUGAGGAGGUCAGCAGUGCCCCCCGGCGGCAGCAGCAGGACGGUAUCUGGAUCCUGACACCCCCAUCUGGGGAGGGGGUACCUGGGCCUGUCCCUGAGCGGCCUGGGGAGCGGUGGCUGAAGCUGGAAGAGGAGCCUGCUGGCCAGAGCUGUAGUCCCAGUCCAGCCAUGGAGACUCGGGGCCACAGCACCCCAUACCUGGCUGAGGGAGCCACUUCCAAGGCCAUCAGUGACCUGGCUGUGCGGAGGGCCCGCCACCGGCUGCUCUCUGGGGACUCCCUGGAGAAGCGUGCCACACGCCCUAUCAACAAAGUGAUCAAGUCUGCCUCGGCCACAGCCCUGUCCCUUCUCAUUCCUGCAGAGCACCAUGCCUGCUCUCCGCUGGCCAGUCCCAUGUCCCCACACUCCCAGUCAUCCAAUCCCUCGUCCAGGGACUCUUCUCCAAGCAGGGACUUCUUGCCAGCCCUUGGCAGCUUGAGGCCUCCCAUCAUCAUCCACCGAGCUGGCAAGAAGUACGGCUUCACCCUGCGGGCCAUUCGCGUCUACAUGGGUGACUCUGAUGUCUACACCGUGCACCACAUGGUGUGGCACGUGGAGGAUGGAGGCCCAGCCAGCGAGGCAGGGCUGCGCCAGGGUGACCUCAUCACGCACGUGAACGGGGAGCCAGUGCAUGGCCUGGUGCACACGGAGGUGGUGGAGCUGAUCUUGAAGAGUGGAAACAAGGUGUCCAUUUCAACCACACCCCUGGAGAACACAUCCAUCAAGGUGGGACCAGCACGAAAAGGCAGCUACAGGGCCAAGAUGGCCAGGAGGAGCAAGCGCAGCCGGGGCAAGGAGGGCCAGGAGAGCCGGAAGAGGAGCUCCCUGUUCCGGAAGAUCACCAAGCAGGCCUCCCUGCUGCACACGAGCCGCAGCCUCUCGUCCCUGAACCGCUCCUUGUCGUCGGGGGAAAGCGGCCCUGGCUCACCCACACAUGGCCACAGCCUCUCGCCCCGGUCUCCCACCCAAGGCUACCGUGGGACCCUCGAAGCUGUGCACGCAGUGGGUGGCAACUCCUCGCAGAGCAGCUCUCCCAGCUCCAGUGUGCCCAGCUCUCCGGCUGGCUCCGGGCACACCCGGCCCAGCUCGCUCCAUGGCCUGGCACCCAAGCUCCAACGCCAGUACCGCUCGCCGCGACGCAAGUCAGCCGGCAGCAUCCCGCUGUCCCCUCUGGCCCACACACCUUCGCCACCCCCUGCGUCCUCCCCGCAGCGUUCCCCUUCGCCCCUCUCCGGCCACGGAGCCCAGGCCUUUCCCGCCAAGCUGCACCUGUCGCCCCCCCUGGGCCGGCAACUGUCGCGGCCCAAGAGUGCCGAGCCGCCGCGCUCGCCGCUGCUCAAGCGUGUGCAGUCGGCCGAGAAGCUGGCAGCCGCACUCGCCGCCGCCGAGAAGCUGGCAGCGUCCCGCAAGCACAGCCUGGAGCUGCCCCACUCGGAGCUCAAGAAGGAGCUGCCGCCCCGCGAGGCCAGCCCGCUGGAGGGCGUCGGCGCCAGGGCCGUGCUGGCCGGCAAGGGGGUGCUGCCGCCUGCCCCCUCGCGGGCCCUGGGCGCCCUCCGGCAGGACCGGGCCGAGCGGCGGGAGUCACUACAGAAGCAGGAAGCCAUCCGCGAGGUGGACUCGUCGGAGGAUGAUGCUGAAGAGGGGCCUGAGGACAGCGCAGGCUCAGCACGCCACUCCGAGCGGGCCCAGAGCCCAGCCCUGGGCGGGGCGGGCCGGGCUGUGGAGGAGGACACUUGCCCACCCAGGGGCCUGGUAACAGGAGUCACACUGGGGCCACCCAGAAUAGAGGGUCCCACUGGCCGCCAGGGGAAGCUUGGGGGACCACAAGUGCUUGAGGUGACCACCCGGUCCUCAGCAGCUGCAAUCCCUGUGCCCCCAGAGGGCUGCUGGAGGGCACGGCACCCGCAUACCCAGGCAGCACCAGCACUUUGUCCUAGCCCCGCGUCCCUCGGCCCUGCCAGCUGCUGGGCUGCCGGCUCCACCACCUCUGGGAACACUGGCGGGUGGCCUUGGAGGUGCCUUAUCCAGGGCCCAGAUGAGGUAUCCCCUAGCAAAGAGGCCAUGCCGGGCGGUGGGCCAGCCAGCGCCCAGGACUCAGAAGCUACCACCACUACAAUCCACCGUGAGAACCUGUCCCCUAGGCACGAGGCCACAUUACAACCAGCCGGUGACCCCAUGCUGGUCCAGCCACCUUGUGACGUUCCUGGCCAAAGCUGGCCCUGGGAACCAAAGUAUACACCAGGAGAGAAAGGCAAGCCAGCCCUGAGUGUCACCCAAGUGCCUGAUGCCUCAGGUGACAGGAGGCAGGACAUCCUGGGGGGAAGUGACCCGGUCCCCCAGGAGCCUGGGCUCAGCCUGCGCUGGAGGAGCCGGGAGCCAGGCAGCCACCCGAAGCAUCAGGACUCAGCCUCGACGCCGGACGAGCUUCUGAAGCAGACCUAGCAGCCGUGUGCUUCUCUUGAGUAAUACACACCCCGGAAACGUU